Molecule: messenger RNA, 3903 nt
Organism: Branchiostoma belcheri (Belcher's lancelet)
Lineage: Eukaryota; Metazoa; Chordata; Leptocardii; Amphioxiformes; Branchiostomatidae
Exons: 4
Coding region: 1-3873 (1290 amino acids)
Biological process (GO): signal transduction
Molecular function (GO): protein binding; ADP binding; ATP hydrolysis activity
Source: RefSeq, a predicted model, not a curated record
AUGAGCAAAGGUCCUUUACAUUUUAAAAGCAUUUCCUGUCUGUGUUUCGCAGAUGGCAUCGCUCCCACCACCCUGGUGUCCUACUGUGAUGAUGCCAAACAGUGGGUGGUCGCAGAGCUCACGCGGCGUCUGGAAGAACAAGAAAAGACACUGGUGAAGAUCAAAGACAGGGACUACGAUGCCGGGAUAUCUCAGCUCCGGUCCUUCUGCGAGUGGUUGGACGUCUGUACCAACGUCGUUCUCGUGUUGUCGAGAGGCUACUUGCAGAGCGGGUUGUGUCAGCGGGAGUUGGAGCUGGCCCUCGCCUCCGAGAGGAGACUGAUCACGGUUCUGCUGGAGGAGGGUUGUACUCUACCCGCUGCUCUACAGGGCCGGUUAUGUCUCCACUUACGACAGGAUGGACAAUUCUGGCCUAGACUCAUAGCUGCAACCGGUCCCCAGCCUUGUAAAGCCGCAGGCCCAGGUCAUCACACAGUGCCGAGGAUGCGUCCUCCAAAGCUUCCCUCCAGGUGUUUCAUCAGGGAUGCCGCUAUCGCCCAAGUAACAAAGCUCAUUUCUACCUCUGCAAGAGAGCUGUCGAGGGCGUCGUCUAUCCGCCAUAUUGGAGACAACGUCGUGGGGAUCUGGGGAAUGGGAGGAGCCGGUAAGACGGUUCUAGCACUGAUGGUGGCCCGGGAACUACAAGAGGAUAGAAAGGUUUUCUGGGUUACCAUGGGGGAACAACAGCCACGCGUUCUGGAGAAUCUCGCCGCCCUCGCCAGUGACAUGUCCAACACACUCAGGUCCUUCAUCGCAGUGAGCGACGCAGUGAGCGAUCUUUAUCAGGAAACACAAGACAAAGAUCAUCUCAUUGUCCUGGACGACGUUUGGAGCUUGCAAGACGCCCAGGUCAUCACUGACGCCGUCUCGGGUAUGUGCCAGGUACUGGUUAUCACGAGAAACAAGGAUCUACUGGAGAAUCUCGGUGUACAUAAUGAUGAUCGUUACGAGGUGAAACCGCUGGCACCGUCCGAAGCAGAGAAAUUCGUGUACAAUUGUGAAGACAUUGUGAAGACAUACGACAGACACACGGACGCUGUUCUGUGCAUUGCCGUCACCUCUGACAACCCCAAGCGAGUUUUCACCGGAUCCGGUGACUCCACCAUCAGGGCAUGGGAGCUGGAGUCACAGAGGGAUCUCUGCACACUGCGGGGACAUAGCAGCCACGUGUACGCCCUAGCGCUGUCUAAAGAUGACUGGCGUCUGGCCUCAGCUUCUUACGACACGACCGUCAAAAUCUGGGACGCUGAUAGGUUCGAACUCCUCUGGACUUUGAAAUCUCAUACAGACAAAGUCAAUGCUGUUACGUUCAUCGAUGACGGGGAAAGGGUCGUUUCAGGAUCGAGUGACAAAACAAUCAGAGUUUGGCACCUCGCCUCCGCGUCCACGUCAGAAUUGUUGACAGGUCACACUGGACAGGUGAGAGCUUUGUGCGCCUUCCACCACAGCAGCAACGUGGCGUCUGGUUCCAUUGACAGCACGAUCAGGAUAUGGAACACGCGCAACUUGAGCUCGUCCAGCUUAGCAGGGCACAAGAGCACUGUAUACAGCAUCGCAAUAACAAGCGACGACAAGUACCUGGUAUCGGCCUCUGGUGAUCGAACAGUUGGAGUGUGGAACACGCACAGCCGUGAGCUGAUACAUAAACUGCACGGCCAUACAAACUCCGUGUACUCUGUCGCCCUGACGCCGGACAAUACCACCAUCGUGUCAGGAGGAGGGAUGGACGAUGUUACCAUCAGGAUUUGGAGUCUUAGAGAAGGGAAGCAGAAGUGUGUGUACAGAGGACACAGCGACAGCAUUCGGAGCGUCAGUGUUGUGAAGUCGGUGCGAGGUGCACUGUUGCUCUCUGGGUCUCUGGACACCACUUGUAGACUAUGGCGAAUGGAGGGAACCUUACAGGAAGUAGACCAGUUGCCAGGACAUGAGAUCGCUGCCUACGCAGUAGCCAUUACUGAGGAUGGGAGGCGAGCUGUGUCGGGGUCCCGGAGCGGCGAACUGAGAGCAUGGAACGCUAAGACAGGGGAACUCAUUGCCGUACGUCCAGGUGCCCACACCAGGUCCAUUCGCGCAGUGGCGGUGACUCAGGACGGAGACACGUUUGUUUCUGGCUCCAAGGAUCGUCAGGUGAAAGUUUGGUCCCUACAGCUCCAGCCAGAUCGCCCUGGAACCUUCUGUCUUACCCAGAAGUGUGUCCUCACUUGCCACGAGGGUACGGUCCAAACGGUGACAAUUUCUAGAGACUCCAAGCUUGCUGCUUCAGGGGGGUGGGACGGCCUUGUCCUUGUCUGGAACAUUGAAACAGCAGAGAUUGUGCAGAAGAUCCGCCACGUGAGUUACGGUGUUACAUCUGUAGCUCUUUCCGGGAAUGACAUCAUUGCUUGCUCGAGGGACAACAUAACCUGCAAGUGGAGUUUGGUUGGCCCGACACCGACAGGUCCCACUGCAACAGUUCACGGGCCCGGUGCAAGGUGGCUCUCAUAUCCAGCUGUAGUACUUCCUCGUCAGAAGAAGAUCGUAAGCGGCUGUCCAGAGGAAGGGCGGUACCGUGUUUGGGACGAGACUGGCAGGGAGUCCCGGGGCUAUUGCGGCCAUCCUGACACCGCUGUCAUCACAGCGUUAGCAGUAGAUGACAGAGAAGAGCUACUCUUGUCCGCGUCAACAGAAGGAACCAUCACGACCGUCAGUCUUUGUGGGGAGAGCCAAGUCGUCCAGUACGUCAGUAAAGAUGACAUAGAGGCCCGUCCCGACUGUGCCACACACGUCAGCGCGUUGCUGUUCACGCGGGAUAGAGACAAAGUGUCGUUCCUGACCGGAGAUACAGAGGGCGCUGUUCGGUUCUGGCAUGGCAGCAGAAGUCGCGAUCCUGUCACGGAUAGAUCUGUCAUCCUCGGAGCAACACCGGGGAGGAUAACAUCUUUCUGUGGUGUAGGAGUCGGCAGGGUGGUAGCGGGGAGCGCCGGGGGGUUCCUGUCUGUCUGGGACAUCAGCGAGGCAAGACGAGCCGAGUGUUGGGAAGCACAUUCAGGUGAUAUAACCUCGGUAGUGGCAACCACGUGGGAGAAACAUCCUGUUGUUCUCAGCUCAUCCCUGGACCACACCGUAAAGUUAUGGUCCGUGAAUGUCACUUCUACGUGCGGAAGAUCUCCACUGAGAACGAUACACAUCUCAGAAACUUGUCCAGCUCCCAGUCAUCUGUCAGUAACAUCAGAUGGAUCCCACAUCGUCACAGGCGCUGCUGACAACACACUACGCGCGUAUGAGGUGAACACUGGAAGACUAGUCAGAGAGUUUACGUCUGACUUCUACGGCGUCAACUGUGUGGGCUUCGCGGAUGACGACGAACUCGUGAUGUGUAGUUACAGCUGCAGUCAUCUUGGUACCUGGAACUUCAACACUGCGGAAAGGUCGGCCCUUCAACAUGACUUCUGUUCCCGAGGAUUCGGAACGUGGUGUCACUUCUCUGCCAUCACCACGGGUACAACAGUCGUGACUGGUAAUUCUCUCAACAAACUGAUAAUAUGGGACUACAGGAGCGGAUCUGUGCUGAGUGAGCGGGAGUCACUAUGCCCGUACCAUGUAGAGGUGCCCAGGAGCCCACAGGACGUCACCUGCGUGGCGGUGACGCCAGGUGGACAGCUGGUCGUCUCCGGGUCAGCGGACAAGUCGGUCCGGGUCUGGUGUGUUCGGCAGGGCGAGUUCUUCCAGCUUUGUCGGUUCACGUUCGCGCAUCAACCGCUCGCGGUGGCCGUAGCGAAAGAUGGAAAGAUAUGCGCGGGGUUACGGAACGGACAAGUGUGCUUUCUACAGCUGAAGAAUCCUCGUAAUACUUAAAACUGAAGUUAACGUUAUUCUACAUUACAU